GUGACAAUCGCGAAUAGAGAACAAUCGUCAUUCUUUUGAAAUAAAUAUUAUUUACUUAUGGAGACCUCUCAGCAUCUUCUGACUGUCAUCAUCAGUUUCUUUGUGGUUUUUCCAUUGCAUCUGCACGCGAAGCAGGACGUUGUGUUCAGGUACGGUCUGCUGGAGACGAGGCCGACAGAUGGCGCUCAGGGCCGACGCUACUGUGUCACCUACUUCCCCAAAGUGCACAACCUCACCAUGGACAGCACCAACACGACGAGUCACCCGGUGUCGGACCUGACCGAGUGGGACGGCUGCGGCCCGCCGCCGGCGCCGGCGCCGGCCACUGCCGGCCGCUGGGUGUUCCUCAACCAGUCCAAGGCGGCCAACUGCUCCAUCGACCAGCGGGUGGCUAAUUUACUGACGCUGCAGGCAGCCGGCAUUGUGAUCCAGGUCAAUGAGUCGUACGACGACCUGGCCGCCAGCACCAACAGCUCGCCGAUGCCCGUCACCUUCAUCAGCUGGCGCCACGUGCCAGCGAUUGUGAACGCCUCUCCGCCGGUGGAGGCGAUCCAGUACGGGAUCCCCGAGGAGACCCUGUUCAACUACGGCCUCAUCAUCAUCUGGGUCAUCGCCAACACCACUAUCCUGCUCGGGGCCAUCUGGAGUGCCACUGUCAAAUACGAACUACACACUCAGGAGGAGCAGGCGCGCCGGGACGGCCCGGCCGGCGGCCGCUCGGCCUCAGUGACCACCACCCAGCCGGCGGCCGGCGAGCUCUCCUCCACACCUGUGACGGUCAUCUCGGCCGUGGCCGCCAUCGCGCUCAUCAUCACCUUCCUGCUGCUCUCCUACUUCUUCCCCAAGGUCAUGUAUUACGUGGUGUUGGUGUUGUUCUUCAUCGGCUCUGUGUCCGGAGUGUACACCUGCCUGAGCGCCGUCAACGCGCGCAUGCCCUGCAGCUGCGACCUCGGACUGGCUCCGGCGGUGACGACGCGCUGCUGCUCGUGCCGGGUGCGCGUCUCCCAGCUGCUCCUGUUCGCCGUAUCGCUGGCCGCCGGUAUCGUCUGGCUGGUGUUCCGUGAUAACGACGUCUGGGGCUGGGCGCUGCAGGACGUGCUUGGAGUGGCCUUCACGCUGUCGCUGAUCCGCUCCUGUCGGCUGCCCAACCUGCGCAUCAUGACUUUCUUCGCCGUCGGUCUCCUCAUCUACGACAUUUUCUUCGUGUUCAUCACACCGUUGUUCACAGCUAACGGCAAGAGCAUCAUGGUGGAGGUGGCCACCGGCGGCGGCGACUACAUCCUGCCCAUGGUGCUCAAAGUGCCGUACAUCGUACACUCGCAGUACCCCGAGUGCCAGUCGCCGCAGUCUUUCUCCCUGCUCGGGUACGGAGAUAUCAUCGUGCCGGGCUUCAUAGUGGCGUACUGUGCGUCCAUUGACAAGAUUCACGGUAUCGCCUAUCACGCCUACCUGGUCACGGCGGCCACAGGUUACGGCGUGGGUCUGAUAGUGACGUUUGUGGCGCUGUACGCCAUGGAGGCGGCCCAGCCGGCGCUGCUGUAUCUGGUGCCGCUCACCCUGCUACCUGUCGUGGUAGUGGCGCUCAUCCGACGGCAGCUCAAACUCCUCUGGCACGGAGCCAAACAGCCGUCCGGGGGUGAGCUGAUUCGGGAGCACGCCGACUACAACUCCGUCUCCCCUGUGGAGGAGUAGGGACGCCGCUCACUAGUCCACCGUCCGCCUGUUCAUCGGACCGCCGCUGCCGGCUGUAGGAGUUGUCCGGGAGCGCUGGCUGGCUGAAGAAGGUGCGUCCCAGGUCACUGGGAUGCAGCGGGUGCGGUCCGAGUGUGCGGGAGGCCGCGGUCCGGCGGCUCCGGCUCUGAAUACCGCAGCUCGGCCGUCCCGUGGGUGCCGGCGGGCCUGGCCAGGUCGACCGUCUCGGUAUUAAGGCAGUGUCGGAGAGCCGGCGCGGUGAGAGGCCGUCCGCUCCGUCCGCGCUGCGCCCCUCCCGUCCCCGAUGUGCGCCGGACGCCGUUUGACCGACCUACGGAAACGCCUGUUCAAAUGUUUACGGCCGCUACAAGCGCUGUGUCGGUCACACUCCAAAACGGACACCGCCCAAUGGCCACUCAUCGCCAAACAAUGUCAGACAGCUGCUGCGCUCUGAACCUUUUUUUAGAUAAUUUGUGCACCGUUAGCCUUUUUACCCACUUAUAUAUCAUAAUUUUGGCUGAUUUACGUAUGAAUUGCUAUUUAGAUACUUAAUUUUGUAUAUUUUUCUCCUAUUCAUGGUGAAGCAUUAUGAAAAGAUGGGACUUACUGAUGUAUUACAAGGAAUUUUGAUAAGUUUUGCCCGCGCACAUGCUUCAGAACGGGUUCAAAGGGCAAAUUAGAGGCAGUG
Molecule: messenger RNA, 2380 nt
Organism: Amphibalanus amphitrite
Lineage: Eukaryota; Metazoa; Arthropoda; Thecostraca; Balanomorpha; Balanidae
Product: signal peptide peptidase-like 2A
Exons: 15
Coding region: 58-1692 (544 amino acids)
Biological process (GO): membrane protein proteolysis
Cellular component (GO): cytoplasmic side of endoplasmic reticulum membrane; lumenal side of endoplasmic reticulum membrane; lysosomal membrane
Molecular function (GO): aspartic endopeptidase activity, intramembrane cleaving
Source: RefSeq, a predicted model, not a curated record